GCUGCUGUGGGAGAGGCAGCCUGUCAGUCUCCGAGCUAAAGGCUGAGCUGCGUGCGCUGCUCCCCGGCUUUUGUCUCACAGCAGCUCCACGCUCACGUCGUCAGUCAAAAAUGAAACGAGUCUGGCUCCCAGCGCUGCUCUUCGCCCUCUUAGCCUUCGCUGCUGUGAAGGCAGAGGAUGAACUCGACGUAGAUGGCAUAGUAGAGGAGGACCUGGGUAAAAGCAGGGAUGGCUCCAGGACCGAUGAUGAGGUGGUGCAGAGAGAGGAGGAGGCUAUCCAGCUGGAUGGGCUGAAUGCAGCUCAGAUUAAGGAUAUAAGAGAAAAGUCAGAAAAACAUGUCUUCCAGGCGGAAGUCAACCGUAUGAUGAAGCUGAUUAUCAACUCCCUCUACAAGAACAAGGAGAUUUUCCUUAGGGAGCUGAUUUCAAAUGCUUCAGAUGCUCUAGAUAAGAUUCGCCUGAUGUCUCUCACCAAUGAAGAUGCAAUGGCCUCCAAUGAAGAGCUGACCAUCAAAAUAAAAUCUGAUAAAGAGAAGAACAUGCUACACAUCACUGACACUGGUAUUGGAAUGACCAAAGAAGAGCUGGUGAAGAACUUGGGCACCAUCGCCAAGUCCGGCACCAGCGAGUUCCUCAGCAAGAUGACAGAUGUGCAGACUGAGGCAGAGUCCAGCUCAGAGCUGAUUGGCCAGUUUGGUGUGGGUUUCUACUCCGCUUUCCUUGUUGCUGACAAGGUCAUUGUGACAACAAAGCACAACAAUGGCACUCAGCACAUCUGGGAGUCUGACUCCAAUGAGUUUUCCGUCGUCGAGGACCCCCGCGGGGACACGCUCGGCAGAGGAACCACCAUCACGCUCGUCCUGAAAGAGGAGGCCUCAGACUAUCUGGAGCUUGAGACCAUCAAGAACCUCAUCAAGAAAUACUCUCAGUUCAUCAACUUCCCCAUCUACCUUUGGGCCAGCAAGACUGAGACAGUUGAGGAGCCCAUCGAGGAAGAUGCCGAGGCAACAGAGGAACCAGAGAAAGAGACACCUGAAGAGGAGGCUGAGGUAGAAGAGGAGGAAGAGAACAAAGACAAACCAAAGACAAAGAAGGUUGAGAAGACCGUGUGGGACUGGGAGCUGAUGAAUGAUAUCAAGCCCAUCUGGCAGAGACAAGCUAAGGAGGUUGAGGAGGAUGAAUACAAUGCUUUCUACAAGACCUUCUCUAAGGACAGCGAUGACCCUCUGGCUCACAUCCACUUCACAGCUGAGGGUGAGGUCACCUUUAAGUCGAUCCUCUUUGUGCCCACUUCAGCUCCCCGCGGCCUGUUUGACGAGUACGGCUCCAAGAAGAACGACUACAUCAAGCUAUUUGUCAGAAGAGUUUUCAUCACAGACGACUUCAACGACAUGAUGCCCAAGUACCUGAACUUCGUCAAGGGAGUGGUUGACUCUGAUGACCUCCCCCUGAAUGUGUCCAGAGAGACUCUGCAGCAGCACAAACUGCUCAAGGUGAUUCGUAAGAAACUGGUGCGUAAGACUUUGGACAUGAUCAAGAAGAUCGCAGAGGCGACGUACAACGAUAAGUUCUGGAAGGAGUUUGGAACCAACAUCAAGCUGGGUGUCAUUGAGGAUCACUCCAACAGGACCCGACUGGCCAAACUGCUGCGUUUCCAGACCUCCAACAGUGAGACAGUCCUGGCCAGCCUGGAGGAGUAUGUGGAGCGCAUGAAGGAGAAGCAGGACAAGAUCUACUUCAUGGCUGGAACCAGCAGGAAAGAGGCUGAGGCUUCUCCUUUCGUCGAGAGGCUGCUGAAAAAGGGCUACGAGGUUAUCUACCUGACUGAGCCUGUGGAUGAGUACUGCGUUCAGGCGUUGCCCGAGUUUGAUGGAAAACGUUUCCAGAACGUGGCAAAGGAGGGCAUCAAAUUCGACGAGAGCGACAUGGCCAAGGAAAAGAGGGAGACCCUGGAGAAGAACUUUGAGCCUCUUACCACUUGGCUGAAGGACAAGGCCCUGAAGGACAAGAUUGAGAAGGCCAUCCUCUCUCAGAGGCUGACCAACUCACCCUGCGCUCUGGUUGCCAGUCAGUACGGCUGGUCAGGAAACAUGGAGAGGAUCAUGAAGGCACAAGCUUACCAGACAGGAAAAGACAUUUCCACAAACUAUUACGCCAGCCAGAAGAAAACAUUAGAAAUCAACCCUAAACACCCUCUCAUCAAGCAGAUGCUCAACAGAGUCAAUGAUGACGCUGAGGACCAGACUGCAUCAGAUCUGGCCAUGGUUCUGUUUGAGACGGCCACGCUGCGCUCAGGCUACCAGCUGGUGGACACUAAGUCUUACGGAGACAGGAUAGAGCGCAUGCUUCGACUCAGCAUGAAUGUACCUCUGGAUGAACAGGCAAAGGAGGAGCCAGCCGAGGACGACUCUGAAGACAAAGAUGACAUCGUAGAUGACGAUGACGAUGAAGAAACGCAAACCGGUUUAGUCCACAUCCAUAGACUGAGAACAGGAAUGAGUAUAGAAAUUCCUGAAGGACUGACGGAGCUGCUACAGAGCUUUACCGUGGAAGUGUUGAGGAGCCAGCCCAGGGAUUUGCUCGAGUUCGCGCUGCAGUACUUCACCCAGCUGAAGGACCGGGAGACCAAAGAGGCCUCGUGUGGCAAUGACCAGAAUUCGGCCCCGAGACCUGGGAAAGCGGUCAACUUCAUUGACGAAGCCAUGCAGAUCGACUCGGAGAACGGAGAGGAGGAGGAGGAGGAGGACGACGAUGACGAGGAAUUCAUAGCCCCAGUCAUAAACCGGUUCAUCAGAAGAGCAUCAGUGUGUGCUGAAGCAUUCAAUCCUGAUGAUGAUGAUGAUGAGGAUAAAGAGCCAUGGGUCACCCACCCAAAAACCGAUGAGCAGAGACAGAGACUACAGGACGCAUGUAGGGACAUUCUUCUGUUCAAGAAUUUGGAUGAAGAACAGAUGUCUCAGGUGCUGGAUGCCAUGUUUGAGAAGUUCUGCACAGAAGAGGAGCACAUUAUUGAUCAACAUGAUGACGGGGACAACUUUUAUGUUCUUGAAAGUGGGAAGUUUAACAUAUUCGUGAAGGUUGAUGGUAUGGAUAAGCUGGUCGGCUGCUAUGACAACAGAGGCAGCUUUGGAGAACUAGCACUGAUGUACAACACCCCCAGGGCAGCCACCAUAGUCGCUGUCUCGCCUGGAGCCCUUUGGUGCCUAGAUCGUCUGACAUUCAGGAGGAUCAUAGUGAAGAAUAACGCCAAGAAGAGAAAGCUGUAUGAGGCGUUCAUCGAAACGCUACCACUGCUCACAUCAUUAGAGCUCUCGGAGAGAAUGAAGGUUGUAGAUGUUCUGUCCACCAAGGUGUUCAAUGAUUCACAGCAGAUUAUUGCACAGGGGGAUUUAGCGGUUUCCUUCUACAUUGUCGAGUCUGGCCAAGUUAGAAUCACCAUGAAAAGAAGCAGGACGAAAAAAGACCAGGAGGAAGAGGAGAUGGACAUUGCCACAUGUUCAAGGGGCCAGUAUUUUGGGGAGUUGGCACUUGUCACAAACAAGCCCAGAGCUGCAUCGGCGUAUGCUGUGGGGAGCGUGAAAUGCUUGGUCAUGGAUGUCAAAGCCUUUGAGAGAUUGCUGGGGCCGUGCAUGGACAUCAUGAAGAGAAACAUUGCUAACUAUGAGGAGCAGCUGGUCACCCUGUUUGGAAGUAGCCCUGAGAUUGAGCAACACAGUGCAUAAGAUGGCUCCAAUGGACCAUGAAUCAGUGGAUGAAAAAACAGAAGGCUUAUAUGGAGGUUCUCCCCCCCGUAGUCACUUAAACGGCUUUUCUUACAAGAAAUGCGAAUACCCAUGAUGCUAUUUGUGUAUGAGAUAAAUAGAACAAACAGCUUCAGAUUCCCAGAUGAGACGAGGUUCAUUUCAGCAGAGUUUGCCACAGAGUGUUACGACUACAAGUGAGCCAAAGCAGAGUUGCUUACAGCUUCUUUAAAUUUCGAUUUGUCACGACUCACUCACCUAAAAGACGUACGUGUACAUUUUACUCGUCAGUGUCAGAUGCAUUAUUCAUUUGUAUUCCGAACACUUUUGUUAACUCUCACCUUAUAUCCCACAGUGUUAUCGUUACACCCACAGUAUUAUAUUGUUUGUAAAUUUUUUAAUAUUGUUUGUUAAAACCAGAUGCCAAAGCAAAUUUCUUACUGGAUAAUUGUGAGUAAAACACGUCAUAUUCUCUUUUUUUGGCAAGAGAACCAACACUCACAGCACGAGGCAACGCAACACGAGAACGGAUAAACAAUUUAUAAAGGGAGUGGAUUUGAUCCUGUGUUUAAAUAGCAUCUUUCACAUAUUUGAUCACAAGAGAAUGUAGACUUGGCAGUACUUUUACAAAACACAUUUUGUUUAUCAUGAGAUUUUAAUCCCUUCAAUACGUGUUCAUAAGAUGUACAUCAUUGUUGGACAGUGUUUGUGGCUGUUAGCCUUUUGAAAAUAAACAAAAAAACAAAAAGAAUCGUCAGAGAGAUAGCUGAUAGUUUUGUAAGAAUAUACAACACAUUGCUAUACAAUUUGAAACUGAGUAUUUACUGUUGAUGUACAGACCCACCUUUAAUUUGAUAAGUUACCCCACUAGACUGCAGCCAUUAUGGGCAAUGUCUUGAGACAAUUGAUUUUCCUGUGUUUUAAUGUCAAAUUUAAGUCUGUUUUUGUGUCGGUGAAACAUAUAUUUAUAAUUAUGACAUUCAUUAUUGCUGUCUACCUCUGCCAACAGCUUCUUCUUUAUGGAAACACAUAUUCUGAUGUUCCCUUUCAACAGGAAUCUAAGUCGCUCUGACUCUCCCUCUCUCUUCUUCUAAAAUGAAUAAUUAGUCUGUAUUUUGUCUGUGCUUUCCUGCAGCUUCAACUGUUUGAAGCUGCUUUAACAUUUAAACAUUAUAAAUUGAUUUCCCCCCUUUGUGCAGGUUGUAGGCUACUGGUCAUUUCUGAGGGCAGAACCCAUAAUACUGGAUGAAAGUACUGUAUGUUUCACUUUUCAUGACAAUAAAGGACAUUUUUAUAUA
Hippoglossus stenolepis (Pacific halibut) is the source of this 5038-nucleotide messenger RNA. RefSeq names its product heat shock protein 90, beta (grp94), member 1 (gene hsp90b1). The transcript has 28 exons. Gene Ontology annotation, molecular function: ATP hydrolysis activity; ATP-dependent protein folding chaperone; ATP binding. The coding region runs from base 111 to 3722 and encodes 1203 amino acids. Gene Ontology annotation, biological process: protein folding. The record is from RefSeq and is a predicted model, not a curated record. NCBI's taxonomy places the organism in Eukaryota, Metazoa, Chordata, Actinopteri, Pleuronectiformes, Pleuronectidae.